This is a messenger RNA of Neopsephotus bourkii (Bourke's parrot), 763 nucleotides long. It is a transcript of the gene DNAJC4, whose product is annotated as DnaJ heat shock protein family (Hsp40) member C4. NCBI's taxonomy places the organism in Eukaryota, Metazoa, Chordata, Aves, Psittaciformes, Psittacidae. The record is from RefSeq and is a predicted model, not a curated record. Bases 90 to 722 code for a protein of 210 amino acids. The transcript is spliced from 7 exons.
CUCACGUGACCUCUCCACCGGACGGAAGUGUCGUACCCGGAAGCGGAAGGCGGUGGCCACCGGUGGCGGCGGCGCGGCGCGGGGUUCCCAUGGGGCCCUGGGCCGCCCCCCCCCGGCUGCUGCCCCGGACCGGGCCCGGGCUCUGCACACGGGCCGGGCCGCGGGACCCGUACUCGGUGCUGGGGGUCCGGCCCGAGGCGUCACCGGCAGAGAUCAGGGCAGCGUUCCUGGAGCGCUGCAAGGAGGUGCACCCGGACGGGGACCCCUCGGACCCCUCCCGCCACGAGCGGUUCCUGCUGCUGGCAGAGGCCUAUGGAGCCCUGACCCGGCCCCGUGCCCCCCCCGAGGCCCCCCCUGGAGCCCCCCCUGGAGCCCCCCCCCGGCCCAAGGCAGGAGCAAAAGGAGCCGGAGCCCCCCCCCACUCCAAGCCCCCCCCACGGACUGACCCCAACCGCCGGUACUGGGAGCAGUUCUGCCCCCCCCGGAGACCCCGUGGCCCCCCCUGGCGCGUGCUGGGGCUCUGCCUGCUGGUGGCAACAGUGGGGGGGCUGGCCCAUGCACUGGCCUACAGGUACGUAACAGGGGCUCACACGGCCUUCCUGAACGAGAGGGACCGAGUCCUCACUGCAGUCUAUGAGCAAGCCCGGAGCCGGGCCGGGUCACACGAGGAGGUGCUGCGGCGGCUGCGGGCUUCGCGCCAAAGGGGGCGGGGCGAGGUCUAAACCCCGCCCUCCACCCGCCAAACCCCGCCCCUUUCUCCCUC